AAUCACUGUUGUGCUUCCAACGUGGGACCACACCGACCUACCAGAAAAAAAGGAAAAGUACACUAGAGGACAAAACUCAUGGUGGCGGUACACGGUCAAAAGAAGGGGAAUCUUAUUUCUCCCCAAUACUAUUACUCAGUUUUUUUGACUGUAGUCUGCAAAUGCUAAAGUGCCGAUCGGGUUCUCUCUCAGAAGUUUGAGGUGCUUUUCAAAGUUGGAUUUAAACAGACUGAGAUUUGGACGCUAUGCCUCGCUUUGCUUGAGACCAACACUGGAGUCAUUUUACGGUGGACAAAGUUUUUACCUCAACUUUAACUCUGCGGUGGACGUUGAACGACGUUGACAUAAGUCACUUUUGAAGCUAAGUUAAAUUUGCAAGUUGUGUGGUUGCAUUUCCUAUGUUUACAGUCACACACUGUGCCCUUUAAAGGUCUUUUUAAAAAUUUGACUUUUGCAAACAUGUCACAAAGUUGGUGGUCAAGCAGAUAAUGUGACGUUAAAUGUUACAUAGACUUUUAAUUGUGAAAAUGGAGUCGUAAGUGCAAUACUGACCUUUAUCUGAACAACCUGUGAAUCAACUUUGAUUCGAAGCGCACGUCGGACAUCGAGGAUAAAGUUGCACCUCUAUUCUCAAAUGACUUUUAACUUGCCACUUGCGCAUUUGCUAUCGAGUGGUCUUUAAAUUUAAGUUUGAAUAUGCUUUAAAGUGUGUUCAAUCAAUUUUAACGAGGCUGCACUUCCAGUUUGCGGGUUCGAGGGGAGAACUCAGCGGCUGCGCUCUUAAAACUGGAUACAAAAUGGCGGCGUCCUCGGGACGUUUUGGAUUUUCUUCUCGUUGUGUUUUUUAUUUAUUUUUUUCACUCGAACUUUUUAUCACCGAUGGAUUGAGUUCGGAGUUGCAGUGUGCCCAAAAUUGUACCUGCAAUGGAGAUUCAGUGGAUUGCAGUAAUCUGGAGCUGACGACUCUGCCGGUUGAUCUGCCUGUCCGGACGGUUUCAUUAAAUCUUGGUCACAACAAGCUGAUUGCCAUCAACGUAGAAGUGUUAGACAACCUAACCAAUUUACGAGAAUUGCGGCUGGACCACAAUGAGCUGACCUCCAUACCAGAAUUAGGACAAGCAGCUUCCAAAAUUGUAGCACUCUACCUACAUCAUAACAAAAUCCGCACUAUUGAAGGCAUAAGGAUGAGAGACCUGGUUUCAUUGGAAACAUUGGACCUGAGCAAUAAUGAGAUCACUGAACUACGAGGGCACUCCUUUCCUGCUGGCCUCCAGAUUAGAGAUCUGUACCUAAGCAACAACAAGAUCAACACAUUAGAGCUGGGAGCACUGGACCAUCUCGGCUCUACUCUCCAGGUCCUGAGAUUGAGCCGAAACCGAGUCAGUCAGAUUCCAAUGAGGGCAUUCCAGCUCCCAAGGCUCACCCAGCUUGAACUUAACAGGAACCGUAUCCGUCAGGUAGAGGGUUUGACUUUCAAGGGUCUUUCCAACUUGGAGGUGCUUAAACUACAAAGAAAUAGCAUCAGCAAGCUGACCGAUGGUGCUUUCUGGGAUCUUGCUAAAAUGAAAGUCCUACACCUGGACUACAACAGCCUGACUGAGGUCAACAGUGGCUCCCUGUAUGGCCUAGUUUCACUUCAGCAGCUUUUCCUCAGUAACAACUCAAUAACCCGCAUCAAUCCUGAUGGCUGGAAGUUCUGUCAGAAGCUGAGGGAACUGAAUCUGUCGUAUAACAACCUGACUCGUCUGGAUGAAGGCAGUCUGGCUGUGCUUGGGGAGCUGCACGCUCUCCGUCUGGGGCACAACUCAAUAAGUCACAUUGCUGAGGGAGCCUUCAGAGGCCUGAGGGCUGUACGCAUCCUGGAGCUGGACCAUAACGACAUUUCAGGCACAAUAGAGGAUACCAACGGGGCCUUCUCUGGAUUGGAUAGCCUCAACAAGCUAACUCUAUUUGGAAACAAGAUCAAGUCUGUGGCGAAGAAAGCUUUUGCUGGUCUAGAGACUCUGGAGCAUCUGAAUUUGGGCCAGAAUGCUAUUCGCUCCAUCCAGCCUGAUGCUUUGAGCAAGAUGAAGAACCUUAAAACUCUUGUAAUCCAAAGUGACAGUUUCUUGUGCGACUGCCAGCUUCACGGGCUGCCUGAGUGGUUGGUAACCCAUGGUUUACAGAGUGGUGUUAAUGCUACAUGUGCCCACCCUGACAGCCUUAAGGGUACCAGUGUAUUUCAGGCUCCAUCCAGCAGUUUUGUCUGUGAUGACCUUCUCAAACCCCAGAUCACUGUUCAGCCAGAAACCAGUUUCGCCGUUCUCGGCAGCAACGUGCGUCUCACUUGUACGGCCGCAAGUAGCAGCUCUUCCCCAAUGACCUUCGCUUGGCGCAAGGACCAGGAGCUGCUUCGACACGCCGAGACGGAGAACUUUGCCCACGUGCGCGCUCAACAAGAGGACCCCACUUCCGACAGAACGGACGUGAUGGAGUACACAACUAUCCUGCAUUUGCGGCGCGUCACCUUCGCACACGAGGGGCGUUACCAAUGCAUCAUCACCAACCAUUUAGGCUCCACUUACUCCAGCAAGGCCCGUCUCAUUGUCAUUGUGCUUCCAUCCUUUGUGAAGACUCCCAGGGACAGCACCAUCAGGACGGGCCACAACGCCAGGCUGGAGUGCGCCGCCGAGGGCCACCCAGCUCCGCAGAUCGCCUGGCAGAAGGAUGGCGGCACGGACUUCCCUGCCGCCCGCGAGCGCCGAAUGCACGUUAUGCCUCACGAUGACGUGUUUUUCAUCAUGGAUGUCAAGUCGGAAGACAUGGGUGUCUACAGCUGCACGGCCAAAAACACAGCGGGAACUGUGUCUGCUAACGCCACGCUGACUGUACUUGAAACCCCCCACUUGGCGCAAGAUCUUGAGGAUCGUAACGUGGUAGUGGGUGACACGGUGGCCCUUCAGUGCAAGGCGUUGGGAAGCCCUCCACCCCGAAUCACGUGGCUGCACAACGACCAGCCCGUGCACCCCACCGAUCGUCAUCACUUCACUCCCGGAAACCACUUGUUGGUCAUUGGCGCCGCAUCCCUGGAGGAUGCCGGCCGAUACACUUGCCUCAUGUCCAACACACUGGGCACGGAGCGCGCUCACAGCCAGUUGCUGGUUACUCGGCGCCGCGGCCCCUGCGUCCCGCCGGCGGGCCUGAGCACGGUCACAGUAGGAAUUGUCGUCAUCGCCGUGGUGACGAGCAUCGUGGUCACCUCCCUGGUGUGGGUGUGCAUCAUCUACCAGACAAGGAAAAAGAGCGAAGAUUGCAGCGUCACAAACACAGACGAGACGAUCGUCCCUCCCGAUGUGCCGAGCUACCUCUCCUCUCAGGGAACUUUGUCAGAAAGGCAGGACGUGUGUAUCCGUGUCGAGUCUGCUGGCGGACAGCAGCCAAAUGGACACGUCGUCGACUCGACAGGUUUUGACGCUGCGGUCUUGUGCACAGACUGUUUGGAGAGCAGCGAACACUACUCCAAAGACCCGGACUAUCAGGCGCACAGCUUCGCCCCAGCAAGUCUUACGGAGUACCAGCAGCACCCCGCUCCUCCUCCCUAUUCUCAGUGUCACCCCGGGGAGCGCGCGCCCCCUCUCCGCAACGGGAUUCCAAAGGACGCGCAAAGCUUUUCCGACAAAGGCGACGUGCUGCGAGCGAAUCUGUGCGAUAAAAAAGCAAGCAGAACGGGGGGACCAGCAUCUGUUUACGCGUCGCAGGAGGAUUCUUUUCACCCUCCAGUGAAGCUGUCGAGCCGAGGACGUGUCGACGGCGAGUACGAGCCCGAACUCAGGCAAUCCCUGCUGUCCAACGGACACUCCCUUAGAGACUCGCCUGAUCCGCGCACCCCCCACGAGGAGAGCCAGCGACUAGCGGCGGACUCGCCGUAGCCGCACAGACUUUUUAGUUGUCUUUUCUUUGCACUGGGAAAUAAACUGCUACCUCAUAUCGAGGCCAAGCGGAGGGGCGUCCGGAGUUUGAAGGCGGAGCUUGUGUGGGUGGCGUCCCAUCUGAGCGUACGUGCUGUACAUAGUUUUAAAAAACCUUCUGUUGGGAGGUGACCACUAAGAAUUCUAGCUCCAAAAAAUGUGACUUGCAUUUGAAGCAAAUAGGUAGGGAACCAUGUACAGUAUGUGAAAGUGCUGGGACAUCAGACUGUACAUAAGAGUUUUCUUAUUAUAUAUCUUUUACAAAAGAGUAUUUGGAUUUAUGUGCAUGACAAAGAAAGGAGUGAUAGUAUUUUUAUUCAAAACAAAAGGAAAAAAAAAAAACUUUUUCAGCUUUUACCAACAGUCAGCUGCGGUGCCUUAUUGCAUGGUCAUAGGAAACAUUGUCGACACUGGUACACUAUUGCAAACGGAACACUUGAUUGCACUUGAAUGUUUUCUUUUCUCUGAACUGAUAUCACAGCCAAAUGACUAUUUCAUUAUUCAUGCAUGUUGUAUGAAGGACAAGCUUUUAGUGUCAAUGAGGUUGGUGUGUCGGUUUUUGGAAGAUGCCAACAAAAGCACUUGUUUGCUCUUUUGGCAGUCACAAAAUGUCUGUCAGCAGGAUAUUCUCAAGAAUCGUGAAUAUUUGGGUCACCAGCAGCUCUAAAUGCCAUCAUCUGGAUGUCGUUUCAAGCUACGCUCAUAUCUACAGCUUCCAAACACAGCAACUGUUUAUUGUGUUACUGCUGUAAAGUGAAUCAACACACAACAGCCAAAUGCCAUCUGUGACCCUAUCGGGGUAAACUAGGACACCCACACAUCCCUGGAUGGCAGCAAUAACCGGUUACCAUUGCAGUCAACGUAGAAGGGAAAAGGGACAAACUAAAGGUGUUGUUCAACAUUAACUUAUUAAAACACAUUGAAUGUCAGCGUUACAAGAUGGCGAGUGUCUGCUACGGUAUUGAAGUGUAAUAAAAUCACAUUUGGCUUUACACGUUUGAUCCCCGCUGGUUUUUCUAAACAGAAAGAAAGGUGUGUUUUGUUUUGAGUCACACGGUCGACAGCCGAGUUGGUGUUUAAGCACAGAUCACAUGUCCUGCUGGUUAUGGAGGAGUCAUCAAUACAAAUGGAGCAUGCACAGCAGACAUGGAACCGAAAGACCUUGAUGUUCAAAGCACACACAAAUACACACGUGUGUAGCUGAUUUUCCCAACUGGAAUGUCUCCUAAAGUUCCAAAGACAGCAGGCAUUUUCCCCAUCUUAUGCGGGCUGUUUAAAAUAUUAGCAACACAGUCAGAGCUGACCGGGGGUUGGCCAACGCGCAUUCCAGAUGGAAGUUGACCACUGGAGGACUGAAGCUCCCCAGACUCCGGAGUCCACCAAUCACACGACAACCAUUGUUGUCCAACAACCUGGUGAAAAGCUGCAUGACAAAUAUUCCCACCUACAUGGCAUGUGUCGUUCGUAUAACCCCCCCAUCCGUCCCAAACACACACACACACAC
Corythoichthys intestinalis (scribbled pipefish) is the source of this 5451-nucleotide messenger RNA. It is a transcript of the gene lrig1, whose product is annotated as leucine-rich repeats and immunoglobulin-like domains 1. The transcript is spliced from 18 exons. Lineage: Eukaryota; Metazoa; Chordata; Actinopteri; Syngnathiformes; Syngnathidae. The record is from RefSeq and is a predicted model, not a curated record. Gene Ontology annotation, molecular function: protein binding. Bases 798 to 3908 code for a protein of 1036 amino acids.